Molecule: messenger RNA, 2356 nt
Organism: Populus nigra (black poplar)
Lineage: Eukaryota; Viridiplantae; Streptophyta; Magnoliopsida; Malpighiales; Salicaceae
Product: ABC transporter F family member 1-like
Exons: 5
Coding region: 119-1930 (603 amino acids)
Molecular function (GO): ATP binding; ATP hydrolysis activity
Source: RefSeq, a predicted model, not a curated record
GCGGAACCCAUCUUUACGGGUUCUAUCACACCACCGAUACAACCAUCCGUCAAGCUACAUCAAACCCUAGAUACCUCCAUCUCCCCUCCCCCGAUCUCUCUAGUUGUUUAAUAUAAAGAUGGUUUCGGAAGCCAGCAAGAAGAAGGCUGCUCAAAAGAAGGCGGCCGCUGCGGCCAAGCGAGGUGGCAAAGCAGUAGCAACCUCCUCAAAAACGGCAGCGGCGACGGCGGCGGCGUCUGAUUCGCAGAAUGAAGGUGUUGAUAAGUUGUCGAAUGGAGUUGGAGCCCUUCAGAUAUCCGAUCGGACUUGUACAGGCGUCCUCUGUUCCCAUCCUCUUUCCAGAGAUAUUCGAAUCGAGUCGUUGUCAGUUACUUUUCAUGGACAUGAUCUCAUUGUAGAUUCUGAGCUGGAGCUUAACUAUGGCAGACGAUACGGAUUACUUGGUUUAAAUGGAUGUGGGAAAUCAACCCUCCUAGCUGCCAUAGGGUGUCGGGAACUUCCAAUUCCAGACCACAUGGACAUAUAUCACCUCACCAGGGAGAUCGAAGCCUCUGACAUGUCCUCACUUGAGGCUGUGAUAAGCUGUGAUGAGGAGAGGUUGAAAUUGGAGAAGGAAGCCGAAGUCUUGGCAGCAAAGGAUGAUGGAGGUGGAGAAGCUCUUGAUCGUAUUUAUGAGCGUUUGGAGGCCAUGGAUGCAUCAACUGCUGAGAAACGUGCUGCUGAAAUUUUGUAUGGUCUUGGGUUUAACAAGAAAAUGCAAGAAAAGAAAACUCGAGAUUUUUCUGGUGGCUGGAGAAUGAGAAUUGCACUAGCUCGGGCUUUGUUCAUGAACCCAACUAUCCUCUUGCUUGAUGAGCCAACCAAUCAUCUUGAUCUAGAAGCCUGUGUCUGGUUGGAGGAAACUUUGAAGAAGUUUGACCGCAUUCUAGUUGUGGUCUCACAUUCCCAGGAUUUCUUGAAUGGUGUCUGCACAAACAUUAUCCAUAUGCAAAACAAGAAAUUGAAAAUCUACACUGGUAACUUCGAUCAGUAUGUUCAGACCCGUUCUGAACUGGAAGAAAAUCAGAUGAAACAAUACAAGUGGGAGCAGGAUCAAAUUGCUUCCAUGAAGGAGUAUAUUGCCCGAUUUGGGCAUGGGUCAGCAAAAUUAGCUCGCCAGGCACAGAGCAAGGAGAAAACUCUUGCAAAAAUGGAGCGGGGUGGACUUACAGAAAAGGUUGCGAGAGACAAGAUUCUGGUCUUUCGCUUUGUCAAUGUUGGAAAGCUCCCACCACCGGUGCUUCAGUUUGUGGAAGUAACCUUUGGCUACACACCUGAUAAUCUCAUCUAUAAGAGUAUUGACUUCGGUGUUGAUCUGGACUCUAGGAUUGCGCUGGUUGGGCCAAAUGGUGCUGGGAAGAGUACCCUACUGAAGCUUAUGACGGGUGAUUUGGUUCCUUUAGAUGGUAUGGUUCGGCGGCACAAUCACUUGAGGAUUGCACAAUUUCACCAGCACUUGGCUGAGAAGCUUGACUUGGAAAUGUCUGCCCUCCAGUAUAUGAUUAAAGAGUAUCCAGGGAAUGAGGAGGAAAGAAUGAGGGCAGCUAUUGGGAAGUUUGGGUUGACAGGCAAGGCCCAGGUGAUGCCCAUGAAGAACUUGUCAGAUGGGCAGAGGAGCAGGGUGAUAUUUGCUUGGCUGGCGUAUAGGCAGCCCCACUUGCUACUGCUGGAUGAGCCAACAAACCAUUUGGAUAUUGAGACGAUUGACUCUCUGGCCGAGGCAUUGAAUGAGUGGGAUGGGGGUCUGGUUCUUGUUAGCCAUGAUUUCAGGCUCAUAAAUCAGGUAGCAGAGGAGAUUUGGGUAUGCGAAAAUCAAGCUGUUACCCGGUGGGAGGGUGACAUUAUGGACUUCAAGAAGCACCUCAAGAUGAAGGCCGGUUUGUCUGAUUAAAGGUAGAACACAGGAUGUAUUUGGAGAUCUUAUCAUAUUAUCUGCGUGCUUUGGCCUAUGGUUUGUCUAUCACUUUCUGUCCCAACAGCUGCAUAUUCGCAAUGUUGGGCUUUCUGGAUGACGACACAUCCCAGGCAGAAUAGUGAUGAAUGCUUGUAGAGGAGGACUGGUUAGGUGACAAGACUUGGUUAUGAUUUCAGCCGAUGACUAUCUUAUCCUCUGUGCUCAUUACUAGGGAGUAUAUUUGUUUUCCUUGACUACGUAGAGGCGCCCCGCCCUAGUGGACUUGGUUGUUUACCAAGAAGAUAUACUUAUACAAGUUAGAGGUGAUGCCAAUGUGAACCUGAUCCCCUUGUCCAUGCCUUAGUUAUAUGUGGAUGUACUUGAGAAAUUGCUUAUUAUAUGGUACCUUGUUUCUUAUCGGUC